Benincasa hispida (wax gourd) is the source of this 2067-nucleotide messenger RNA. NCBI's taxonomy places the organism in Eukaryota, Viridiplantae, Streptophyta, Magnoliopsida, Cucurbitales, Cucurbitaceae. The record is from RefSeq and is a predicted model, not a curated record.
AUGUCUAGAGACAUAGAUUCGACCGGAUGUGGGAUGAAGGUAGAGGUAUCCUUUGUAAAGGGAAGUGUAGCCCAAGAAGAUGCAUUCAUGGGAUCUGAAUUGAAGCUGAUUGUCAUUAAAAGGGCGAAGAAAGGGAAAACAGGCACAUCCAAAGACUUUGAGGAGAUGAUAGUCCGAGAGUUUACCAUAAAGAACUUCAUAGGGGGGCCUAUUUUCGAGAAUGGAGAAUUUAAAAUGGAAUCUGGGAAAGAGAUUGCGGUGAAGAUUGCUGAAGUAGUUAGCUUGAAAGAAGGAGAGGCCUUGAAUGAAAAUAGUACCCAAAAUGAAGAGCCAAAAAUUGUUUCUAAGUAUAAGGAGAGACCCACUGUUUCCAAGAAUGCUGGAGGAUGGAAACUUGCAAGCCUAUUAUUAGUGAACCAAGCUUUAGCAACCCUAGCUUUCUUUGGGGUUGCAGUGAACUUGGUAUUGUUUUUGACAAGAGUUCUUGAGCAAGAGAAUGCCACUGCUGCCAAUGGCGUCAGCAAGUGGACUGGCACUGUCUAUCUUUGCUCCCUCGUCGGCGCCUUCCUUAGCGACUCUUACUGGGGUCGCUAUGCCACUUGUGCCAUCUUUCAACUCAUCUUUGUACUUGGUUUGGGAUUAUUAUCCUUGACAUCAGGGAUGUUCCUCCUAAAGCCCACAGGGUGCGGUAAUGGAACAAUGAAGUGCAUGCCCACAUCGACAAUCGGUGUAACAAUCUUCUACUUCUCAAUCUACCUAAUCGCCUUUGGCUACGGUGGCCAUCAGCCCACAGUUGCCACAUUUGGAGCCGACCAAUUUGAUGAAUCCAUCCCAAAUCAGGCAAAUGCCAAGGUUGCCUUCUUCUCUUACUUCUACUUUGCCCUCAACUUCGGCUCCCUCUUCUCGAACACAAUUCUUGUCUACUUUGAGGAUUCCGGCCACUGGACUCUAGGGUUUUUAGUGUCCUUAGGCUCCGCUGUACUGGCCCUUAUUUUGUACUUACUUGGCACCAAACGCUACCGCUACUUGAAGCCUUGUGGGAACCCUUUGCCACGUGUGACUCAAGUGUUUAUGGCUGCCAUCAAGAAGUGGAAAGUAGCACCUGCAAAUGGAGAUGACCUUUUUGAGGUUGAUGGACCUGAAUCUGCCAUUAAAGGCAGCCGUAAGAUUCUUCAUAGCAAUGGUUGUAGGUUUUUGGACAAGGCGGCAACGAUUACAGAUGAAGACAUAAAGGGAUCAAAGGAUCCAUGGAGUCUAUGCACAGUAACACAAGUUGAAGAAGCCAAAUGCCUUAUCAGAAUGCUUCCAAUUUGGUUUUGCACCAUCAUGUACUCUGUCGUCUUUGCCCAAAUGGCAUCUCUAUUCGUUGAACAGGGCGAUGUAAUGAACUCCACCAUUGUCAGUGGAUUCCACCUCCCAGCGGCGAGUAUGUCUGCCUUUGACAUUUGCAGUGUCCUCGUCUGCACUGGCCUCUACCGCCAAAUCCUUGUUCCUCUCGCCGGUCGACUUAGUGGAAACCCUAAGGGCCUAACAGAACUUCAAAGGAUGGGGACUGGGCUCGUAAUUGCGAUGUUGGCCAUGAUAGCUGCCGCUGCGACCGAGAUUGAGAGACUGAAGCAUGUUGUUCCGGGACAAAAACAGAGUUCUCUAAGCAUAUUCUGGCAGAUUCCUCAAUACGUUCUUGUAGGUUGCUCUGAGGUUUUCAUGUAUGUCGGUCAAUUGGAGUUUUUCAAUGCACAAUCGCCCGACGGAAUCAAGAGUUUGGGCAGUUCAUUGUGUAUGGCGUCAAUUUCGCUUGGGAAUUAUGGGAGUAGCUUGCUAAUAAACAUGGUUAUGGCAAUCACGACGAAAGGAGAAAGUCCUGGAUGGAUUCCGGAUGACUUAAAUUCUGGUCAUAUGGACCGUUUUUACUUAUUGAUUGCAGCUCUUACGGCCAUUGAUUUUUUGAUCUAUGUGUAUCGGGCAAAAUGGUACAAGUGUAUUCAAAUCGAUGGCAUUGCGACACAGCCGGUGAAGCUGAUGGGCCCAGAAGGAAAGGAGGAAGAUGAAAUUUUGGGUAAAGUAUGA